ACUUUGUACUAUCAGACGCUGUGGCUGACGACUUGUCCAGCAGUGUUGUAUAAUGGAACGCAACGGUGUUCCUCUAAAAAAGACCUUUACAUGUUUCUUCUUUUUGAGCUGAAGAUAGAGAAGUAGAGAUAUGGUGAGAUUUACAGCUUCCGUUAAGAUCUUAGAUGGGCAAGGAAUUAUUAGCCACGGUAGAUAAUGAGCCACGAGCCACGUCAGAGAGAGAGCUGCUGGCUGGAGUUACCAGAAUCCAGCGGACGACGCCGCUGCCGCCGGCGGCUCGGACCUGCGAGCGACCGCCUCUUCCUCUGGCUUCUUCCUUCUUGGCACGGGACUCCUUCCGCCGACCGCCCGGCCACGUCUUGGUCUCAACGGCGCACUCCUCGCCGAGCAUCGCCCGGCUGGCAUUUGCCGCUAGAAUCGGAUCGGGGGAUUCCGCCCGAGGGUAGGCGGCGGUGGAUCUCUGGCAAGUCUAGUUCCCACCCGACUGCUUCGUCACCAGAUCCGUCGUCCACUCGCCGCCGCGCCUAUAUAUACGGCAGAGCAGAGGCUAAGCUAGUUUUUUAAUGGCAAACAUAAAUAGUGCUUCACAUGAAGAUCUCCAUCAGACCAUGAUGAUGAAACCAAAGAGAAAGGGGCUUCAACUCACCAACCAACCAAAGGACAUUCUCUGCAGCAUCCUGUCACGGUUGCCUCUAAAGGAAGCUGUGCGGACGAGCAUACUGUCGGAACGGUGGAAACAUCUUUGGCGCUGCCACUCAAAUCUAGAAUUCAGUCUUAGAUCAAUGUUCCCAGGUCCUCGUACCAAUGGACCCAACGUUGUUAGGCCAUGGAAAGACGUGUUUAUUGAGAGAGUUGAUGCAGUCCUGCAGCAACACUCUGGUGCAGGGGUUGACAACAUUCAGUUCCAGGCUCCAUGUGACGAUGAGCAUGGGGAUCGGAUAGAGGGAUGGGUCCGCUUCGCCAUUGCUUCCAAGGCGAAGCAACUUAUUCUCGAUUUCUCAGGGACACACCAUAUCGAACAACAUCCUUAUAAAAUCGAUCUGCGGCUUCUCGAUGACAGUAAAAGCUUACACCUGCAAUCUAUAAAACUCUCUUCCGUUUCUCUAAAGGUGCCUGCGGAUUUCAAGGGUUUUCGGAACCUUAAACGGAUUUUCCUAGCAGACACGAAUAUUACCGACGGCGACCUUCAACAUUUGGUGUCCAACUGCACUAGUGUUUUGGAGUUCCUGGGAAUCGCUGGUUGUGGGAUGCUCACAAGGUUACAAAUAUCUCAUCUUUCAAACAAGCUUAAGCAUCUGCAAGUAUAUGACUGCCGUUUGCUUCAAGCAAUGGAGUUAAACUUUGGUCUGGCAAAACUGGAGUACAGAGGCCCAUCUAUAAUAUCGUUAUCGCCUCCUGGAACUUUACUUGUAGCAGAUAUAUGCAUCAAGCUGGAGGGUAUCUGUACUAAUUCUCUAGAGUACAUGUUCACAAAACUUUGUCAUAAUGUGCCCCGUGUCGAGAUUCUGACUCUAAGAUGCCGUGAGGGGAAGGUUCUUGAUUUCCGCCUUUUGUAUUAUAUUAGGCACAAUUCUCAUUUCCAUUUGGUAGCAUUCAUUCAUUCAGGGUCAAAACUCUUUCUGUUGAACUCCAUCCAUUUCCAUUUGGUAGCAUUCAUUCAUUCAGAGUGACAACUCUUUCUGUUGAACUCCAUCCAUUUCCAUUUGGUAACAUUCAUUCAGAUUUCAGAGUGACAACUCUUUUGUUCGAUCAUGGAAAAGAAAAGAGCUCUUUCUGUUCAGAGGUUGGCUUGCUAGCAUGUAUGUACUCCUCCCUUGGCCAGUUUAGUUUGUGCUCAUUUGGGGCAACUCAUUCAGGAAACUUGAAGGGGGGUUUGCUUGACGAUUCGAAAAGGAUUUGUGUAAGUAAUUUGAGUGGGCUCUCUUCCUUGUCUUUGGAUUUGAUUUGCUCCGGUCCAUUGCUUCUCUCGGUUAGUUUUGUUUCGUUUCGUGUUGCCAGCAGUGGUUUGCUGUUUAAUGUCAAAGAAUCCUGGUGUGUGAUUGAGCAACAGAGAAGUAGAAGGUGAUCG
Molecule: messenger RNA, 2068 nt
Organism: Triticum urartu
Lineage: Eukaryota; Viridiplantae; Streptophyta; Magnoliopsida; Poales; Poaceae
Product: F-box/LRR-repeat protein 25
Molecular function (GO): protein binding
Source: RefSeq, a predicted model, not a curated record